This is a messenger RNA of Cynocephalus volans (Philippine flying lemur), 2570 nucleotides long. RefSeq names its product syntaxin 6 (gene STX6). The record is from RefSeq and is a predicted model, not a curated record. Gene Ontology annotation, biological process: Golgi vesicle transport; retrograde transport, endosome to Golgi; intracellular protein transport. Gene Ontology annotation, molecular function: SNAP receptor activity; SNARE binding. NCBI's taxonomy places the organism in Eukaryota, Metazoa, Chordata, Mammalia, Dermoptera, Cynocephalidae. The coding region runs from base 218 to 985 and encodes 255 amino acids. The transcript is spliced from 8 exons. Gene Ontology annotation, cellular component: SNARE complex; synaptic vesicle membrane; endomembrane system.
GCCGCGGGGGUCGGCGCCGGAGUCCGGGAUCCCUGGCCGAGUGCUGGACCUCCGGCCGUCCGGUGCACCGCGGCCUGUGCACGCGCCCGCUGCUCAGGGUCCCAUAGGCCGAGGCGCGGGCGGCUGCAGGAGGCCGGUGGGGUGGGCGGAGGGAGGCCAGGAAGGCGUGGGCGCCCAGUGCACGGAGCAGGCGAAGGCGGCCGGGGGCCGGGACGCCAUGUCCAUGGAGGACCCCUUCUUUGUGGUGAAAGGGGAGGUACAGAAAGCAGUCAACACUGCCCAGGGGUUGUUUCAGAGGUGGACAGAGCUCCUCCAGGACCCCUCCACAGCAACAAGGGAAGAAAUCGACUGGACCACCAAUGAGCUGAGAAACAACCUCCGGAGCAUAGAGUGGGAUCUAGAGGACCUUGAUGAAACUAUCAGCAUAGUUGAAGCAAACCCUAGAAAAUUUAACCUCGAUGCGACUGAAUUGAGUAUAAGAAAAGCCUUCAUUACAAGUACUCGGCAAGUUGUCAGGGACAUGAAGGAUCAGAUGUCAACUUCAUCUGUGCAGGCAUUAGCUGAAAGAAAAAAUAGACAGGCACUGCUGGGAGAUAGUGGCAGCCAGAACUGGAGCACUGGAACAACAGAUAAGUAUGGGCGCCUUGAUCGAGAGCUCCAGUUAGCCAAUUCCCAUUUCAUUGAGGAGCAGCAGGCACAGCAACAGUUGAUUGUGGAACAGCAGGAUGAGCAGUUGGAGCUGGUCUCUGGCAGCAUUGGGGUGCUGAAGAACAUGUCCCAGCGCAUCGGAGGAGAGCUGGAGGAACAGGCAGUCAUGCUGGAUGAUUUCUCUCAUGAGUUGGAGAGCACUCAGUCUCGGCUGGACAGUGUGAUGAAGAAACUUGCAAAGGUGUCUCACAUGACCAGUGAUCGGCGCCAGUGGUGUGCCAUAGCCAUCCUCUUUGCAGUCCUGUUGGUCGUGCUGAUCCUCUUCUUAGUGCUGUGAUGUGGGGCCGUGGUGUGAGUUCCUCCUGCACGUGAAGCGAGGGAGGAGGAGAAGCGAGCGCACGUCAGCUGCCGUCUACUUGCACCCUCCCCCAGGAGCAACCUGCUGCACUGACUUUUCUGUGUGCCUCCACAAUUGAGACAGCUCCGCCGUCCCAGUGCUGGGAGGGCUGGUGGGAAGAGGACAGAGAUGACGACGGAAGCCCCAUGCCGCCUGUCCCGUUUUGAGGGCAGGUAGCCACUGCUUUGCCUCCCUGGACUUCAUUGCCUGAGGAGGGACUCUGAGUAAUCCAGAAAAAUUAGCACGCUCACUAGUGUUUUGCUGUUGCUCAUUCCAUAUAUCUUUGGCAGCUCUUUUCUGCUCAGACCCUUCCCCCUGCUCAAACAGCGCACACUGUCCCAUCAAAAGAACCCUGUCACGAAUGCGGGCUUCUGGGUAUGUCUUGUUUACCAUUGCUGUGGCAUUUUUUAGCCCCUGAGAGCUGAUUAUUAAUAAGGACAGAAGGCUCAGAAGUAGUUUGUGACAGAAAAUGCAGUGUUUCAUUUUUCAGGGAUAAGUGUAUCAUGAAAUUGCUUUUCCAGGUGCAUUUUUUUGUGGUAGGAAUAACUAAUGGAAAAUAAUGAAAUGCCCUGAGGCUUGGGGUUGGUAACAACUUGUGGCUUUAAUUGACAGGAGCAAUUAAAGAGAGCAAGAGGACCCUACGUUGGCAAAGUUUAAGGAAGGGUCAGUGAUGUCACCAGAGGUCAGGGCCAGAGCCUUGCCGAGUUCAUGUUGCUGUAUCAGGGCUUCCUCCCAGAGAGGCAACUUGCAUUUUUAGGGUGACUUAGCUAUAUUGCUGCUAAACAGCUCAGCAGCACACUUGAAUGAAUUGGGAUACUGGAUUAUCUUCAUCGACAGUUAUUGUAUUCCUGUGGCACUGUAUGUUGGGGGGAUGGGAUUGGGAGUGGUUACUACAUUUAUUACAUUUACUCACAAACCAUAAUGACAAAAAACUUUGUUUUCUUGGUGGCUGUCCAGUACGAGGAAAAGUCUUGUUCUGGACCAGACUUCUCUUACCCUGUGAGUAAUGGCGGGGAUGGGUAGGUGAAAUUAGUUCUUUUUUUCCCCAAAGAUGACAACUUGAUUUGAUCAUCCAUUCAAAUAACUGAGCCAAUCCAAAUUCAAAUGAUAGAUUCUUUGAGUUUAGGUAGCUGAAACUGCUGAGACACUAAACUUCAAACUUCUGAUGGUUUUUUAAAUGCCCGAAAUGUGCACAUGUACAUAGGAUAUUUUUAUAACUUCCCUGAUGAAUAGUCUGAUAUUAAAGUAGCAGUUGGACCCAGAGCCAGAACUCGGCAGUGGAGGCUGCCAUUCUCCCCUCACUGUCUUCUUUUGCACUUGGAAAGAACAGCAACAUCUGGGAAGAGUUCUAGCUUUAACUUCAUUUUUUUGGGUGCAUUCCUCCGCACACUAAUUUUUUUUUUUUAUCUUUUUCUUGUUUGUAUUUCUUGUGGUUUUGUUUUAGUUUUUUGGGUUUUUUUCCUUUUCUUUUUGUGAUUUGCAAUGAUGUGCUUGCCCAGCUAACUUUUAAGUUGCACUUUUUAAU